UUGAAUUAUGUAAUUUAAAUAGAAAAACUUAUAUAUCUAUACCAGGUUCUUGAAUUUUUCGAUAUAAAUUGUCCUCCAAUAUUUUCUCUACAGAAAAACAUAACGUGAGGAAGAACCAUGUGAAAUGCAAGACAUAUCUACGUAAUUUCUACCCAUGCUAGAGUGAAUAUAAAUCUCUCCCAUUCGAUGAUGGAAGUCCAAUAAGAUAACAUUACUCCUGGGAUAUAAAAAUUGUUAUUCAAAAAUGUACCCAUGGAUUCUUAAGUGGCAAGUUUCUGCCAUCAUCUCAGUUUCAUAUUACAUUGUAUAUCAAUUUUGGACAAAACGGAAAAUGGCGGAACAGAAAAAAGAGUUCCUAUCAUGCCGCUUCGUGCUCAACGCCAUGGUCAUCCUCGGAUUCAUGUUCAACUACAUGCUACGCGUCAACGUCACCAUCGCCAUAGUCGACAUGAUAGAAACGAACGCCACCACCCUCAACCUAACCUCCAACAGUUCCGUGGUCAAGUCCAGGGUGGCUGAGCAGCGUUUCAACUGGACCGAGACGCAGAAGAACGACGUGCUCGGCCUCUUCUUCUGGGGCUACGUGCUCACCGAACUGCCCGGAGGCAGGCUCGCCGAAGUCGUGGGCGCCAGGAGGGUGUUCGGAGGCGGCAUGUUGGCCGCCAGCAUCCUGACCCUCCUGACGCCGCUCGUGUGCUACACCAACUUCUACCUGCUGCUGUUCACCAGGGUGCUCAUGGGUUUCUUCCUGGGGGCGACGUGGCCCGCGAUGCCUCCGAUGGCCGCCAAGUGGAUACCGCCGACGGAAAGGUCCAAGUUCAUAGCGAACAUGAUGGCGAGCGCCCUGGGCGCCGCGAUAACGCUGCAGGCGAGCGGUUUGAUCAUCAGCUGGAUGGGCUGGGCGGCCGUUUUCUACUUAACCGGGGUGAUCGGUCUGCUCUGGUCGGUAGCGUGGUUCAUGAUCAUCUACGACUCUCCAGCUGACCAUCCCAGGAUAUCUCCGGAGGAGAGGCUGGAGAUAGAGACGGCGAUCAGGGAGGGUGACGGCGCCAAGAACAGGAAACCUUCGACGGUGCCGUGGGGAGAACUGUUCACCUCUCUACCGGUAUGGGCCAUCAUCAUCACCCACGGCAUGUCGGUGUUCGGCUAUUUCACCAUCUCCAAUCAGCUUCCCUCCUACAUGAAGAGCGUGCUCAAUUUCGACAUCAAGAAGAACGGAUUUUUAUCCAGUCUGCCUUAUAUCGGCAAAUAUGCCAUGGCUCUGACCUCCAGCUACGUAGCGGAUCGCAUACUGAGAGCAGGAAGAUUUUCCACCACCACCACCAGGAAAUUACUCACCGUUUUCGCCUUGACACCUCCAGCAAUAUUUUUACUAGUACUCUUCUUCUACGGUGAAAUCCCAAGUCUGGCAGUGGCCCUGCUGACAGCUUCCCUGUUUUGCAAUGGGGCAGUAACCGGGGGUUACCUCACCAACGGAUUAGACAUCGCUCCCAACUUCUCGGGAACCAUAAUGGGCGCAGCUAAUACUUUAUCGUCUUUCGGUGGAUGGUUAUCGACAAAAAUCGUUGCCCUUCUUACUGAAAAGAACAACACUUUCGAGCAAUGGAGAUGGGUGUUUAUGAUAUUAGUAUUCACGUACGCUUUUGGCGCCGUUUGGUAUGCACUAUUUGGAUCUGGCAACAGGCAGAAAUGGAAUUCUGUUGAUGCUCCACCAGAAGAUGCCCAGCAAGAACUCAAACUCUUGAAAUCUAACAAAAAGGAGAACGAGAUAAUCGCGUGAUACGUUGGGAAUUAUAUUCUGUGAUAUUUUUAAUAUAAAAUGACUUCUGUACAUUGAACCCAUAGACAUAAAUCUAUGCCUAUGCAUUGAACCAAAUGAAAUUCUAUGACAUAUCGAGGAUAUGUGACGAGAAAACUGACUGAAUUUUAACAGCACGAAUACAAAUUGGACCUAUUCAAAGAUUGUAGAGUUAACUCUAUAAUUUUUGGGACCUAUUCAGUAAUUCAAACAGAAUUUUGCUGCGGAUGUCCAACUGAAAAUCUCGUGCUUUUGAGAUAAAAGAUUCAAAUGUUAUCAAUUUUCUUUUCUUGAAAUUUCAUUUAUUUAUUGAAGAUAUUUGACGUAUUUUUUAGUAUUUCUGUUUUUUUGCAUACUAUAAAAAAAACUUCAGAUUUUUAUUUAAGGAACAUUUCAUAAUUAUGAAUUCAUGCUGGUCUUGAUUUUGAAACUUCUAGAAAUCAAAUUUAUUUUGCAACACCGAUCUCCUCUAUACUUUGCAAAUGUGAAACAAAUUUUCCUAAAUCAGUUUGAGUAAUUUUUAGCAAAUUAAUUCUGAUGAAUCUAUAUUAAGAAAUGAAAAUGGAUUUACAAUUUCAUUUCCAACUAGUUUAUUUUGUAGUUUUUAGAUGACAUUUGUGCCCUUUUGUACAAUGAAUUAUAUUAAUAAAGAAUUUUUAACUA
Molecule: messenger RNA, 2461 nt
Organism: Coccinella septempunctata (seven-spotted ladybird)
Lineage: Eukaryota; Metazoa; Arthropoda; Insecta; Coleoptera; Coccinellidae
Product: sialin
Exons: 4
Coding region: 245-1780 (511 amino acids)
Biological process (GO): monoatomic anion transport; transmembrane transport
Cellular component (GO): plasma membrane
Molecular function (GO): transmembrane transporter activity
Source: RefSeq, a predicted model, not a curated record